Bicyclus anynana (squinting bush brown) is the source of this 2275-nucleotide messenger RNA. RefSeq names its product tRNA (cytosine(34)-C(5))-methyltransferase (gene Nsun2). The coding region runs from base 97 to 2241 and encodes 714 amino acids. Lineage: Eukaryota; Metazoa; Arthropoda; Insecta; Lepidoptera; Nymphalidae. Gene Ontology annotation, cellular component: nucleus; cytoplasm. The transcript has 13 exons. The record is from RefSeq and is a predicted model, not a curated record. Gene Ontology annotation, biological process: tRNA methylation. Gene Ontology annotation, molecular function: tRNA (cytidine-N5)-methyltransferase activity; tRNA binding.
UUCUUUUCUGAGAUGUGUUUGUGUGAACUGUGAUUAAUUUUUUGAAAACUUUCGCAAAAAAUAUUUGGUUGGUCGCUUGGCGAUUAUCUAAGAAAAAUGGGUCGGAGAAACCGUAAUGUUAAUAAAUUCGCUCAAAGGAAGCGUGACCGAAAAGAACAGGAAAAAAGCCGUCAAGAAAAUCCGGCGCCUGAUACUCGGAAACAUUAUGAAGAUAUAGUACGUGAAAAUGCAGCUUUUGAGGAGUAUUAUAAGGUUCAAAAAGUAUGCCCGGAAGAUCAGUGGGACGAUUUCAUGAAAAGCAUAAAGGAAAACUUGCCUACAGCAUUCAGAAUAACAGGCUCCAAAUGUGAGGCGGACGCCUUACUAAAGAUUGUGACCAGUGAAUACUUCUCUGAGAUACUGAACAUGAAGUUAAAAGUGGAGGGAAAAGAUGAGGAGGAGGAGAUUAAGCCUAUUAACUUACCUUGGUAUCCAGGAGGUCUAGCCUGGCAACUGCGCCUAUCGCGAACUGACAUCCGUCGUAAUGAGGCACUGUACCGUCUCCACAACUUCCUUGUGGCCGAGACUGCAGCUGGUGGAGUGUCAAGACAGGAGGCAGUGUCAAUGAUACCCCCUGUUGUACUACAAGUUGAGCCACAUCAUAAGGUUUUGGAUAUGUGUGCAGCACCAGGCUCAAAGACUGCUCAACUUAUUGAAUUCUUGCAUUCAGAAGAAGACAAGACUCCUACUGGGUUUGUAAUGGCAAAUGAUGUGGACAACAGUAGGUGCUACAUGUUAGUGCAUCAAGCGAAGAGGCUCAACUCACCAUGCAUUGUGAUAACCAAUCACGAUUCUGCUGUGAUGCCUUCAUUGGUUGUCACUGAUGAACAGAACCCCGAGCUAACAAAACCGCUGAAGUUCGAUCGCAUAUUAUGCGAUGUCCCUUGCUCCGGCGACGCGACUCUGAGGAAAAAUCCCGACAUAUGGCUGAAGUGGUCAACUGGCAAUGGCAACAAUUUACAUGGCAUCCAGUACCGUAUACUCAGACGCGGCUGCGAGUUGCUGUCGAUCGGCGGUAGACUGGUCUACUCCACUUGCUCUUUCAACCCGGUAGAGAACGAAGCUGUGAUACAUCGCCUGUUGCAAGAAGUUGGAGACACUGUUCAGUUGGUGGAUGUUUCUGGUUCGCUGCCUGGCUUGAAGUUUCACAAGGGCAUGACACAUUGGCGACCAGCAUCCAAGGACAUGGUGUUCUAUGACAAGUAUGAAGAUGUACCAGAGAAGUGGCAAACUGUGGUGAGGCCGCAAAUGUUUCCACCCAAAUCUGAGGACUUGGAUAAAUAUCAUCUGGACAGGUGCAUAAGAAUCCUGCCUCACCAUCAAGAUACGGGUGGAUUUUUCGUGGCAGUUUUCGAGAAAUCUGCCCCAUUACCUUGGGAGAAAGAUCAACCUAAGGCCGAAGCAACUGGACCUGAAGAAGAGAAAGAGAAAAAAGAACCCCCGAAAAAGAAAAGAAGAAUGGGUGGUUACAGAGAAGAUCCAUUUGUAUUUUUCUCUGGUGACACAGAAGAUGUAUUUCCUUCUAUAAAAGAGUUCUACGACCUUAAUGAAGAAUUUGACCCUACUUGUUUACUUACCCGUUGUCACGUUGGGAAGAAGAAGAAUAUUUAUCUGGUAUCACCAACAGUAAAAGAUGUUGUUCAGAAGAAUGAGAACAAUAUAAAGAUUAUAAAUACUGGCGUUAAGACGUUUGUGAGGUGUGAUAAUAAAAAUAUGACAUGUCCAUUUAGACUAUCCCAAGAGGGUCUCCAAAGCAUAUCCCGACACAUAGGCAAGAAGCGACGCCUGAACAUAUUGAAGGAAGACCUGAUACUCGUGCUACAGAAUGACAAUCCCAGCAACCCGCCUGAUGUUAAACUCUUCUCAGAGCAUACGCAGAACUUGGUUAAGGAUUUCGCAACUGGCAGCUGUGUCCUGGAAUACAAAGACCGGGAGUCGAACCUGGAGCUGACGCUGGUGGGUUGGAGGGGCGUGCACUCGCUGCGGGCGUACACCGCCACGCCCGACACUGUUCACUAUCUGCGCCUGUUGGGUGCUGACUACAGCAAAUAUGAUGUGAACAAGUUUAAGAAGGCUUCCGAACUGACGGAAACGGGAACUGAUGCUGCAGCGGGCGCCGAAACUGAGGCCACAAGCGAAAAUGACCUUAACGGCGUUGAGACGAGUCAAACUAAUAAUGAAGAUAAAAUCGAUUGUACGUAAGAUACGUUAUUGAUUAAUAAAUAUUAUAUAUUCA